Molecule: messenger RNA, 1263 nt
Organism: Zophobas morio
Lineage: Eukaryota; Metazoa; Arthropoda; Insecta; Coleoptera; Tenebrionidae
Exons: 5
Coding region: 1-1077 (358 amino acids)
Source: RefSeq, a predicted model, not a curated record
AUGUCUUGUCUACUCUACCCCCCGCUAACUAAAACAUCCCCUUGCAAGCUACCAACUACCCACAAAGCGCUAACGGUCGACAGAGAAAUUAGAACAACUGUCAAGAGACUGCUAAUCUUCCAUUUUUACUUCCCGAGCAUGAAGUUCUUAAUACUGUUUAUUUUAUUGGCAUACCAUUUUAAGAAUGGACUUACGGCGAAUCCAAAUACAAAGCAAAAUUUUUGCCAAAAUAAUCGAUGUUUGACUUGCAUUGGUCGAUAUUGUACAACAACGUGCGAAGGUGAAGGCUGCAAAAACUGCCCCCUCGGUGAUUGCUGCGAUGGUACUAAUUGCAACAUAUGCCGCGGAGAAAAGUGUUGUUCUACAAUGGAAUGCAAUACAUGUAUUCACGAAUGCCUAAAACAGUGCCAAGGAACGGCAAGUUGCCAUUAUGACUGCUUUCAACAAUGUAUUCCAAACGGGGAAAAUGGUGCAGAUGAAACAAACGAUAAUCAGAUUAACAGAUCCCCCGGUUCAUCCCUAAUUAGUAACAAGAAUUAUCUACCUGUCAACGUUACAACGAUUAUUAAUAUUACCAACACUAUCCACAACGAAAACCAACUCCAUAAUCCAAUAUUUAUUAACACGACAAAUGUUAACAACUACACUGGACAGAAUAGUUAUCACAGAAAACAAGUUCAAAUUUCUACUAAUACGAACAACAGCGACAUUGAUAUCGUCAAAUCUGAAAAUAUUAACCAACAAAAUUGUUGUGAAGUGAUACAUCCAGAGAUAUGCAGAAGCUACUCACAAAACGUACAGCUAUGUUACACCAGAAAACAUGAUGAAUGUUCAGCACUAUGUACAGGUAGACACAUUCAUAUCGUCGAAAACAAGAACCAAAAGGCACGUUGUAUUGGAAUUGCCACCGAUCCUUAUUGGUAUUGUGGUCAAUAUAUUGUUGAAAAUUGCGAUAACUGUUACAACUGUACAGAUAUAGAUGACACAGAGUGCACCCAAAAUCCGGAUUGUUCAGACGCAUGCAGAUCUGGUUUAAUAGCUAAGGAAUUCUACAACAAACUGUACAGAAAAGAAUAAGUUCUUACAUAUGCUUAAAUUGUUUUGGUUCAACAUGGAUUCCUUGAAAUACAAGAAAUGGUUUUGCAACUUGUGUUUAGUAGUAAAGCUUGCUUUUAAAAUUCCAGCUUAUGAUUUAAAUAUCACUGGAAAUAUUGCUUGAUUAAUCAAAAUAUUAUCGACAAUACACUAAAGUAUUUCGAAAAA